UUUUUGAGAAGUUUCCAGUUUUGUAUGAAACCCAUUGUUUAUAAUGUAACCCCACCAGCAGGCUAUGAGCGUAUGACCAAAAAUGAUGAUUAGCUACAUUCAUGGUUGAGGGGUCUCUUUCGGAUUUGCAAAAGGGUUGCUGUCCGAGAGGUAGUUGAUGGGGUUGUUUUUAUUAUCUCGAUUCCCUUUUUGAAUAUUUGUAAGCACCCCAUUUAGUCUCUAUCCACACUAUUUGCUAUCGUACAUCGCGAUUCGCGUCUGCACUGCCCUUUUUUACUUCACUUCCGGGUUUUAGUCGUGAUAGAUAGUCUCAACUUUGAUUUUCUGGGUGUGUAGGUUUUACUUUCAUUCUAUUCUCUCACCCACAUUUUAGAAUAUGAGAAGUUAGUUAGCGGGAAUGGGUUUUGAUUGCUCUGAAUUUGGAGUAAUUCUUCUAAGCAUAGCGUGAGCUGCCAUAUCAGUUUGUAGAUUCUCUGACAAGCUUACAGGGUCUGCUGGUUUGACUUUGCUGUUUCUUCCUCUCUUAGUCUUAGCUAAAAAGUGAUUCUUCUGAAAUUGCUCCUUUUCUGGAUCAUUUAUUUGUGGUAGGCCUGGUAUCCAGCAGCUUAUAAUACACUUUGCCAUAAUUAUUUCAUGUUAUAUACGGCGGUAGCAGCCUUAAAUAACUGGUGGACAUGCUUGUUUCUCAUGCAUUUAAGAUAUUAGUUGUGCAUCAUUGUCUCACUAGUCACUCACUGGAUAUAGGCUUAUAGCUAUACCCUGCCAGCUGUGGAUGACCAAUAAUUAUGGGAAGUGAUUGUACCAGAAAGUUUUACAGUUUAGUAUAGUCUAACGGUAUGUGCCUUCUUAAGUACUGUAUGUUGGAAUGAAUUGGAAACUUCAGAUGUUUGUUGGCCAACCAUGAAUUUGGUCACCCUAUUUCUCUAUCUUGACUUCAAGGCCACGUGUUUUAGAUGAGAAUAUUGAUACCCCUCCUCCCUGACCCCGCCCCCCCAAUUUCACCCUUUUCAGAAUAUAAAUGACUUGAAACUGAAAGCUGAACCAUGGUCGAUUUUUUUCAGCUCUGUUUUGAUGUCCAGCUCAUCUUAAUAUAUGUAAUUUGAUGUUCUUGCUAUCAAAGAUUUUGUUCAUGGCUAUGUGCAGUUGGAGAGGGUUGAGAUCAAUGAAAUUUAAGGAGUAAAGCUCUUGUCCCAAAUGAAGUGUUAGGGUGGAAUAAAUGAAGCUUGAAAACGAAGUUGUCAUUGCUUGUCUCAUAAGCUUGAUCUGGAUUGGGCAAAGUCAUUGUGAUGAACUUUCUGAUACUUCUGGCAUAAACAAAUGGACGUGUAAAUGUUCUUCAUAUCAAGGAAACAGGAGCUAUGCUCUUAAAUCCAACUGUUCCGCAUCCUGUGAUUGCAUUCAAGAUGUUGAAGGAAGUGGGAGUAUGUGGACAUGUACAUGUGGUGAUGGGUUCCCUAAAGUAGCUUCUUACAAUCUUGAUACUAACUGUUUUACAGCCUGCAACUGCACUUCCGGACCUCUCAGCACGGCACAAGACUCAAAAAAGCACAUUUCAAGCAAAGUUGUUGUGAUUAUACUAUUACUAUGUGUUUUACUCACAACUUUUGCAUUUCUUGCCUCCGCUAUGUGCUAUUUCUAUCGAAGGGACAAGUGCCCUAUUCAGACACCGAUGUUCUCAUCAGAUAUAGAAACAAGUUGCAAUAGUGCUACCAACUUAAUAAGUCUUAGGACUUCUUCAGUGCUAGCAACCAAAGUUACUGCAGAUUUCCCUAUAAAUCCUUCAACAGGGUGCUUUCUGAAGGCUUCUUCCUUAAUUAGAAGCAAAAGAGGAAAUACACAUGGCACCAUUAUCCAAUUUUCAUACUCUCAGUUGGAAAGUGCAACCGAAAAGUUCUCAAACUCUAAUCUUAUAGGAGUUGGAGGAAGCAGCUAUGUUUAUCAUGGUCGGCUAAAAAAUGGUAGAACUGUGGCAAUUAAGCGUCUAAGAUCUCAGCGAGGACCAGACGCAGAGUUUCUGUUUUUAACAGAGAUUGAACUGUUAUCCAGACUUCACCACUAUCAUGUGGUGCCUUUGCUGGGCUACUGCUCAGAAUCCCUAGGAAAAAAUGCUGAGAGGCUCCUGGUGUUUGAGUACAUGCCUAAUGGUAAUUUGAGAGAAAGUCUGGAUGGAGGUUCAGGGAAAGACAUGGACUGGGCUACUCGAGUUGCAAUUGCAAUUGGAGCUGCAAGGGGAUUGGAAUAUCUUCAUGAAGCAGCUGCUCCAAGGAUUCUGCAUAGUGAUGUCAAAUCAACAAAUAUUCUUCUAGAUGAGAAUUGGAAAGCAAAAAUAACUGAUCUUGGUAUGGCUAAGUGCUUAAGGGCUGACGGUCUCCCCAGCUCUUCCAAUUCUCCAGCAAAAAUGCAGGGGACUUUUGGUUAUUUUGCACCAGAGUAUGCAAUUGUUGGAAAAGCCUCUCUCAAGUCAGAUGUUUUCAGUUUUGGAGUAGUUCUUCUUGAGCUUAUUAGUGGUCGGCAGCCCAUCUACAAAUCAACAAGCAAAGGAGAAGAAAGCCUUGUCAUUUGGGCUACUCCUCGAUUACAGGACAGUAGACGAGUAAUUACAGAUUUGCCUGAUCCCCGCUUAAAUGGGAAUUUCCCAGAAGAAGAGAUGCAGAUAAUGGCUUAUCUAGCGAAGGAGUGCCUGUUAUUGGAUCCUGAUGAUCGACCUACCAUGAGUGAAGUUGUUCAAAUUCUCUCAACUAUUACACCUGAGAAGUCUAGAAGGAGAAACCUUCCUGUAUAUCUUUACCAGAGGUCAUCUCCCCAUAGGAUGAAAAGUGAAUCAUCCAUUCAGAGAUCUUACAGCCAAGUGGAGAAGACGCCAGCCUCAUCCAGUAAAUGGUCAACUCGAUGCUCACUGCAGUUAUCAGGCCCUAUUGAUGCAGAGGAGGUAAGGCCAGCCCCACCAAGUAAAGAAUCAAAUCUGUGUUCUCUGGCAGGAAAUAUUGAUAGUACUCCGCGUGUUGGAAAUAAUACUGAGGAAGCAGAUACUGUUUCGGCCGAGAAUAUAGAGAGAUUGAUCCUCUUGACUUCAAAUAAAAGGAGCCAGCAUGACUCGGAUGAUGAAACAGUGGACUUAACUGAGCCACGGCUUGAGUCAUUCUGCAUGAACAAUAUUAAGACCCCUUGACAAGAUCUACCAGAGAGCUUUGGGAAAAGAGGGAGAAAAUUCCUGGUAAUCAGGUUUUGUGGUGGUACGA
This is a messenger RNA of Corylus avellana, 3239 nucleotides long. It is a transcript of the gene NCRK, whose product is annotated as Protein kinase superfamily protein. NCBI's taxonomy places the organism in Eukaryota, Viridiplantae, Streptophyta, Magnoliopsida, Fagales, Betulaceae. Gene Ontology annotation, molecular function: protein kinase activity; ATP binding. The record is from RefSeq and is a predicted model, not a curated record. Gene Ontology annotation, biological process: protein phosphorylation.